GUAAUGGCUACCUCUGUAUAAUAUUAUAAUCUUUAAUUUAAUCGGCCGUAUAUAUUCAAAAUGUAUGUUAUAUUAUGAUAUUUCGUUUAGAAAUAAAUGCGUGAUUUGUAUAGAGCCUUCCAACUGAUCAAUCUUAUACUUAUAAUCGGAAUCGUUGGAGCUCAAAGGCGAUAUGAACCUGAUGAUCCCUUAGAUUCUCAAGGGCGGGGAGUAGGUGCAAGAAUGGCUUUUAGAGGUACCAUUCGUGAUUAUUCGCCUUUCAAUGCACAAGAUGAUGCCAAUAAAUUGUAUAAAGCUAUGAAAGGAAUAGGAACCGAUGAAAAAACAGUUAUUGAUAUAAUGACUAAACGUUCUAACAAACAACGUCAGGAAAUAGCUAAGAUAUAUCAAAAUUUGUAUGGUCAAAGUUUAAAAGAGGCAAUAAAAGGAGAUUUUUCUGGAACGACAGAAGACAUUUUAGUAGCUCUACUAUACUCACCUGAUGAAUACCAUGCGAAACUUUUGAAUCAAGCUCUCAAGGGUGCUGGAACCGAUUUAAGUGAAUUAACUGAAACUCUUUGUUCGCUGACUCCUCAAGAAAUCGAGAAAGUCAAGAUCGCUUAUCAAAAACAUUAUAAAAAAGAUUUAGCCAAAACUAUCGAGGGAGACACUUCAGGGCCAGUUAAAACUCUCUUACUAAAUUAUAUUAAGGGACAAAAUGUGGGUCCUAGAUCAAGACAAGAAAUUGACACAGAUGCCAAAUUGUUAGAAACAAAAGGAUUCCAGAAUAUCGAUGGAAGAGAUGGAGUGGCUGAGAUAUUUACUACAAGAAGUCACGAAGAUUUAAAAAAGAUUUUUGCUAAAUACAAACAAAAUAGCAAUAAAGAUAUUGUUAGUGCUAUCAAUUCUGAGAGGGUUUUUAAGCUUAGUCAAGCUGGGAAACUCAAAAAGGUUUUACAGCAUUUAGUGCAAUGUAUAAAUAAUCCUCCUGAAUACUAUGCCAAGAGAGUCAGAGAUUCCCUAAAAGGCUCCGGUACUAGAAAUCAAAAGUUAAUAAGACUUAUGGUUAGUAGAAGCGAAAUCGAUUUGGAAGAUAUCAAAGAAGCUUACCAAAGGCUCUUUGGCAAAACAAUGAAAAACGCCAUUGAUACUGACGUAACCCGAAAAUUUGAAAAAGUUUUAGAUGGAAUUAUAGAUGGAAAUGUUAAAUUAUAUAAAACUCAUCAAAAUUUAAAUAGAAAAUUGUCGAUAAUACCAUGAAAAUGUUUUUUAUUACAUUUAGGAUAAUAAUUCUACUGCGAUCGUUUAAAUAAAUUUAUCAAAUGUAUAAUGCAAAUUGAAACUGUAUCAUCUUAGAUAAAAUUAAAACUACAUAUUAUACUAAUUUCUUAUGUGUUUUAUAAAUGUAUAUAUUGGUCACUAUUUUAUAAUUGUGUA
Messenger RNA from Gordionus sp. m RMFG-2023, 1416 nucleotides. Its product is annotated as annexin-B12-like. The transcript has 11 exons. Gene Ontology annotation, molecular function: calcium ion binding; calcium-dependent phospholipid binding. NCBI's taxonomy places the organism in Eukaryota, Metazoa, Nematomorpha, Gordioida, Chordodea, Parachordodidae. The record is from RefSeq and is a predicted model, not a curated record. The coding region runs from base 97 to 1239 and encodes 380 amino acids. Gene Ontology annotation, cellular component: cytoplasm.